AUGCUAUUAUCUCGACUUCUUCUACUGCCCUUUGCAGUCGCAUCGUCGGUCACACUCUACGUCUCCUCCGUCCCAGCCUCAGCGGAUAGCGCCGUAAUCCCCUCCCCAAUCCCGCUUGCGCAGAUCGAAUACGACGCAGACCAAUCUGUCGGCACUCUAGCCUCCUUCACACCACCUACAGGCUCCUACUCCCCUGAUCAUCUUCUUCGCGUCGGUCUUACAGAUUCAAAGUCCGGUUCAUGGCGGGGCAUCGUCACGUCAGCAGCCAGCUUCUCAGACCAGUACCACAAGAAGUUCAUCAUUCACGUUGAUGACAAGGGGGAACCUUUCCAUGUUGGCUUUGGAACGAGCGCGAAAGGUAGCGGGGAUGAGGUAGAGGUGGAAAUAAAGAAGAGGAAUGUUGGGCCAAAGCCGGUCCUGAAUAAGCCUAUCGUGCUCAAUGCGGAGGGGAAGCUCGACGGCAAAGAGCCGGAGAAGUCAUUCUUGCAAAAGUACUGGUGGGCUCUCGCUCUCUUCUUGGUAGUGCAAUUAGUUGCAGGUGGUGGAGGAGAGAAAUAA
This is a messenger RNA of Alternaria atra, 558 nucleotides long. RefSeq lists its product as uncharacterized. The record is from RefSeq and is a predicted model, not a curated record. The transcript has 2 exons. NCBI's taxonomy places the organism in Eukaryota, Fungi, Ascomycota, Dothideomycetes, Pleosporales, Pleosporaceae. Bases 1 to 558 code for a protein of 185 amino acids.